CCACUGGUACUGAGGACAUGUGAUAAGGUUAGUCUAUUACCUCGCCUCCCGGAGUAAAAUCAUCCAUUCAAUUCGUAAGAUAGUGAAUGGAGUGCAUAAGAGCAAAAAUCCAAAGAAGCACAUGUGAUAAGCCUUGACGUAUCAUCUGACAUGGUACUUGCUUUGAAGAAAUUAUUAUUGCUUCCGUCUCCAUCGUCCCUUCUGAAAUUUCUUGGCUGCCUCUCCUUCGGAUCUGCAAGGGAAUGCUAUUGACUGGACAUACUUGCAUAAAUUGUUGGUGAGCUCAGAUCAAAACCCUUCUUCAGAUUGCUCUUAUGGCAGCCACCAAGGUCUACAUAGUGUACUACUCCUUAUAUGGGCAUGUGGAGAUUGUGGCACGGGAAGUACAGCGGGGAGCUAAUACAGUUCAUGGUGUUGAAGCAACACUUUGGCAGAUACCUGAAACACUCCCUGAUCGGGUGUUAGAAAAGAUGAAGGCCCCUCCUAAAGCAAAUGAUGUUGCAGAGAUCAAACCAGAACAACUUUCAGAGGCUGAUGGUUUUCUAUUUGGGUUUCCUUCUCGUUUUGGCAUGAUGCCAGCACAAUUCUUGGCCUUCUUUGAUGCCACAGAUGAGCUAUGGGCAUCUCAAGCUCUUGCAGGCAAGCCGGCUGGAAUCUUUUGGAGUACUGGUUUCCAUGGGGGAGGGCAGGAGAAUUCUGCAUUAACAACCAUUACGAAGUUAGCACAUCAUGGCAUGAUCUAUGUUCCUCUUGGGUACACCUUUGGGAAAGGGAUGUUUGAGAUGAAUGAGGUGAAGGGUGGCUCUUCCUAUGGCGCUGGGACAUAUGCAGGAGAUGGAUCUCGUCAGCCCACAGAGCUGGAACUCCAACAAGCCUUUUACCAGGGUAAAUAUGUCGCAGAAAUCGUUAAAAAGCUCAAAGUUUUGCCCCACCCUCCAGCCCCAGCGUAGCAAAAUCCCGUUGUGGAUGAUACUGUACUAGAAGUUGAAGGAAAAUACAAACUUUAACAGCUUCAGAAUUGAUAUGCUAUUAACUUAUGGACAAUUCUGAAGGAACCUUACAAAAAAAAUGAGAUCUGUAACACACCAUUCUCAAGCAAUAGGAUCUUUUGUAAGCCCCGUUAAACACCUCUUUCAAUGCUUUUAGGACAAAUUAGCUUAUUCAUUUACUUUC
Messenger RNA from Vitis riparia (riverbank grape), 1173 nucleotides. RefSeq names its product probable NAD(P)H dehydrogenase (quinone) FQR1-like 3. The record is from RefSeq and is a predicted model, not a curated record. Gene Ontology annotation, molecular function: NAD(P)H dehydrogenase (quinone) activity; FMN binding. Bases 315 to 950 code for a protein of 211 amino acids. Lineage: Eukaryota; Viridiplantae; Streptophyta; Magnoliopsida; Vitales; Vitaceae. The transcript has 5 exons.